This is a messenger RNA of Anopheles funestus (African malaria mosquito), 5459 nucleotides long. It is a transcript of the gene metro, whose product is annotated as MAGUK p55 subfamily member 7. The record is from RefSeq and is a predicted model, not a curated record. The transcript is spliced from 12 exons. Bases 510 to 2282 code for a protein of 590 amino acids. Lineage: Eukaryota; Metazoa; Arthropoda; Insecta; Diptera; Culicidae. Gene Ontology annotation, cellular component: cell-cell junction; plasma membrane. Gene Ontology annotation, molecular function: protein binding.
CAAUGUGCGUAGGGUGUAACCACUGUGCCGCGCACUCUGGCGCAGUCGCAGAAGCAGCCGAAACGCGUUGUUUUCAUAUUAUGGAUUCGGCGUUCUUAACUACCCCGCCGUAAACCUUUUUUAGUCCACUAAGCAGAUUCGAUGCAAUCUCACCCAUAUCGCUCGGCGAAAAAAAUAAAAUAAAACGAAGGCAUACGACACACGAGGGUGUUCUGUCAAAUUUCCUUCGCUAGGGGGUGCACAUCGUGGCCAUUCUGUCGUAGCGCAUUAGAAGCGUUUCAUUGAUGUUGGGGUGCGAACGUGCGGUGGCAACAGUGGUACGGUGAUUUUCUGUCUAGUGUUGUUAACAUAAUUCUGCGGCAUGACUGUGUAUGAAAAAACAACCAGUGAAUAAAGAAUCGUUAAAGUGUGUGCAUUUGAAAUAAGUCAACAUAAAAUACAGUGAUUUAUUUGCUUGUGUAGUGUAUUCGUGUACAUACUUAAUAUCUGUAGAGUAGGUUCUGUACAUAAUGACCGCAAUUGCCAUGGCGUCGGAUGGAAGCUAUGAUCCCGUGAUAUCAAAGUUGAUUACAUCGCUUAAAGAAGCAGAAAGCUUAACCGAUGAGAAAGAUCUUGGGUUUUUGCAAAAUUUGCUUCAAUCGAAGGAAUUAAAUGCUCUUGUGAAUGUACAUAGCAAGGUGGCCAAAAUCAACAAGGACGACAGGAUAGCACCAUUGCUGUCCGCUUCAGUGCAGAUCCUGAUGGAAGUUUUGGAACUGCUUGCACCAAGAUGUCACAUUUCUCCACUAUGUAAAGAGGUUUUCCACCUACUACAAACACCGCAUUUGCAGAGUAUUCUUUUUGCACACGAUGCAAUCGCGCAAAAGGACUUCUACCCACAUCUUCCGGAUAUCCCUGUGGAAGUUGACGAAGACGAGGAAACCAUCAAAAUCGUACAACUCGUCAAAAGUAACGAGCCUCUGUGUGCUGGAGCACAAAGUGCGGAACCAAUCGUUGGUGCUACCAUUAAAACAGACGAGGAAACGGGCAAAAUCAUUAUCGCACGAAUCAUGCACGGUGGGGCAGCUGAUCGUUCGGGCCUUAUUCACGUUGGCGAUGAGGUGAUCGAAGUUAAUAAUAUUAAUGUCGAGGGCAAAACACCAAGUGAUGUUCUUUCGAUUCUGCAAAACUCUGAAGGCACAAUAACGUUCAAGCUCGUUCCGUCGGAUGGGAAGUUGGAUCAGCGUGAAAGUAAGGUGCGAGUUAGAGCAUACUUUGACUACGAACCAGAAAACGAUCCCUACAUCCCUUGCAAAGAGGCCGGUCUAGGGUUCCAGCGGGGCGACAUACUGCAUAUUGUAUCUCAGGACGAUUCCUACUGGUGGCAGGCUCGCAAAGAAGGUGAAAAAACUACCAGGGCCGGGUUAAUACCAAGUCGGGCACUUCAGGAGCGUCGCAUACUGCACGAACGAACACAGAAGGAAACAAAUGGUGAUGCAAAAAAAGGUUCAUGUGCCUCCAUCUGCUCUACUCCACCCGGUUCACCAAACCCAAACCAUCCCUGUGGUGGGCCAAAGACUAAAAAGAUUAUGUACGAUACAGCUGAGAACGAUGACUUUGAUCGAGAGAUGAUCGCCACCUACGAGGAGGUGGCCAAGCUGUACCCGCGUCCCGGUGUCUUUCGACCGAUCAUCUUAAUCGGUUCACCCGGUGUAGGACGAAACGAGCUCAAGCGUCGGCUAGUCGCACGAGAUCCGGAAAAAUACAAAAGCCCUGUUCCAUACACUACGCGCCCAAUGCGUCCCGGAGAAGUCGCCGGCAGGGAGUAUCUGUUUGUGACGCGCGAAAAGAUGGACGCCGACAUUGCUGCUGGGAAGUUUAUCGAACACGGCGAGUAUAAAGGACAUCUGUACGGUACAGCGGCUGACAGUGUAAAAAGCAUCGUGAACGCUGGAUGUGUGUGCGUUAUUGGACCACACUAUCAGGCCCUAAAGUCCUUAAGGACGGCACAGUUAAAGCCGUACAUUGUACACAUUAGACCACCGGCGUACGAGGAGUUGAAAAAAUCACGCACGAAAGCACGUGCACGCUCAACGUUUGAUGAAAAUAAUUCGAGAGGAUUUACGGAUGAAGAGUUUAUGGAAAUGAUCAAAUCGGACGAACGUAUAAACUUUCUCUACGGCCACUUCUGUGACGAUGAGAUUGUAAACGAUGAUCUAUCGGAGGCGUUCGAGAAGUUGGUCAACUUUGCCAACAAAUGUGAAUCCGAGCCGCUCUGGGCCCCGGCCAGCUGGGUGCAGUAGAUAAUUUUGAGUUUGAUCGAUCGCGGUGUUGAAGCUAGAAAUCGAAACUUGUUGAAAAUUGUUCAUUUUCUAUUGCAUUAUGCGUACUAGGUGGUAAUUUUUUCCCCCCAUUUGCCUGAAAUGAAUCCGUUACUUAUGUUGUUGGAUUUAUAACUAUUUUAGUUACCAAAUAUUUUAUCUUUUUCCAAAUGAUACAUUUGUUUUUAGUUGUAUGAUUUUAUUUACCAUCAACGUUACUUUAAUAAACUAUCCUUGCUCAACAUCAUGUAAAGUAUUUAUUAUUUUAAACCAAUACUUCAGUUUCGAUAGCUUUCAGCUGCUUCUCUCGAAAUGAGAAUAUAUGAAAUAAGCUUGUACGUUAUUCUAAGGUGCUUUACUAACAGAUAGUUGUAAAAAACCCCAAACAAAGCGUGAGGUUAGUAGAGGAUUGGGCAACUCGAAACAACAACUCUACACAUAUAACGAGGGUUCGCGUCUCCUAUCUCGAUGCUCGGUGGAACCAAAUGUAAUUAAAACGAUCAAAUCAAGAUUUAGUGAUAUAACGCCAGGAAUUGUGUUACAUUGUGCGUAAUUAUAUACUAGAGGACAUUUGUUGUUUGCCGAUAAGCGUAUUGCUACACAGCUGUGAAACGCUUUACAUUCAUGUUCGAUUGUUUUAGUUCUUUAAUCAGCCAACGAUGGAGAGCGACAAUGGCAUGCAACAUAGACCAGAUAAACAGAAAGACACGAAAGAGCUUAUUUAACCCGUUUAACUUCACGAUACGUUUUUGCAUGUUAUUUGUAGGAAUUUAAUUAAAGCAAAUUCACUGCCCAAAAUGAAAUGGCAGUUAUGUGCGAGAGUUAAGCUAUGAGAAAGGGAGAAGGGACGACAAAAAUGCAUAAAAGUCCGAUGUUUUUUAUACCCGUGUUUGUGCGAUAAAUGAUAGCAGAUAGUGGAACAAAACAAAACAGACACACAUUAGCUAGAUGGUUGGAUUCGUGAAAACGUGUUGCAAUUGUGAUUAGAUUUAAUAACUUUUUUUUAAUCACAUUUUUAAUUGCAUUUUUAAUUAAUCAUUGCACAUGUUUGAGGUUUGUUUUUUUGUAAACUAAUCAAAAAUGAAUUUAAACUAACUGCACAAAAUGGUUUAUUUAAAGUUUAGAAAUUCGAUUAGGCAAACAAAUUAGGCAGUGUUUUAAAAACAAAAAAUAUCUUACAUUCGCCAAUUUCAGAUUUCUUGAAUGCCACCACCAAUGCGCCAUGAGCAACUUCCGUACCUACAAAAGCAUGAAAUUAAAACCCCCGUAGCAAAAAAGAGCAUAAUUUUGAAAGACAAAAAAAUCAUACAACACAACUACUCCCAAACGAUCUGUUGAAGCCAUUUUCUCGUAACACAACUUCUAAUCAACAAACAAAACAAUACAAGAAAAAAGAAUCACUUGAAUAGUAACAAAGCUAACAACCGUUCAACCGUUUCUAGUUGCAAUAUAGAUAUAUUUAAAGCAGCAUUUAACAAAAUUCAUAACAUGAAAGUCCGUAUUUUCCGACCCGUUUUAUAAACUAAAUCAUUAAACAAAGAGGAUAGAAUUGAAAUGUAGUACACUGUAUCUUCAUAUAGCCUUGCUGUAUUUAAAUAUCUUAAAGCAUUUUGCCAACCAUUACUACUUUCCACUAAAAGAACAAUAGAAUCCGGAAUAUGGUUUGUGAACAAGAUAACCAUAACAUGAAGGGGGGCUAAAAAAACCAUACGGAUUACACAAAAGUACAUACGUCUUUCUCUAGCGUUAAAGGAAUUCAUAUAAAUCAUCAACCAUGUGUUGCAGCAUUGUACAGUGAGCCAAACAAAACCAAACAAAAAUCAAAUGAAAGUAAGCGCAAAGGCCAAACCAGAUACUAAGCUAACCAGAACCCCCGCAUACAUAAACACACAGUUAGAAAUGUUGGAUCAAAAAUAAUUAUUAACUUCAUUCAAAAUUUCUAUAAAACCAGAAAAGAAAUGUGUACAAGCUCGCAAUGUAAUAUUCUAAAGCUGUUGCUAAUUUAUCAUCCAGAUUAUACACCACACGUCUUACUCUGAAGGAUAUCCCUUUCAAUAACUAACGUUCAUAACAGCUACGCUAAAUUAAAAAAUACCAUUUACAAUAAAUUAGUGUGUGUGUGUAUCUGGUAUAAGCGUGUCUUGCGGGAUAUAUUAUAACUGCAACUGUUUAAUAGAACUACAUGCCAACUGGAUUGUUAAGAAGAUGUGUGUGUGCAAGUAAAUUGUGAACAAUCGGGACAAUAUGCAGAAACAAUUUGCGUCACCAAAUCGUUGAUGAUUCGUCCUAAGACCAGAUCUAUCUCGCUGUAUCGGAAGCUAACAUAGAAAUGAAGUUACUAUCUUAACCAGUAUGUGAUGGAUGGAACGAUAAAAGUGGCAUUAAAAUGUGUCCCUAGUACAGCAGCAAAGGCAUCCCGAAACUAUAAACUCUCCGAUUCUUUUCUGGAACCUGGAUGCCAGAUAGCUAACGACAAGUGUACCACCUAAAGAAAUUUUGUGGCAAAUUAUGUAUUCUCCUGUCGACCAGUGUAUGAGGGUAUGUUGUUUUGUGGAAUGAUCGUACAAAAAAAAAAUACAUCGCGAUAGUUUCUAACACUCUACGAAUUCCUCAAACAGUUAGAUCUUCCCAAUGUUUUGCUGUGCUAAUCAUACGAUUCCUACCAGCCAAAGACAAAGACGUUUAAACUGAAUUGUGUAGCAGAAAAUGUUUGCGAGAUAAGAACAAAGAAUGAAGGAAAGAAACAUUCUAACUUUCGGGCAAAUGUUGUAAAAUCUAUUUGUUUUCUAGGCUCUAAGCGUGCAUAUAACAAAACAAAAAAAAAAACAGAAACAAAACAAUAUUGAUCAAAACAACAAAAAUUCACAAAACCCUAAAAACGAUCAAACAUUAUGUACAUGUAUGGUACAUAUAUUGAAUAACAUGCAAACACACAAAAAGACACGAAAAGCGCGUAAAAAUAAAACAAAACGAAUGAUGUUGUUUGUUGAUUAGUUCUAGAAACGAUACAAAACCAAGCCAAUCAUGUAGGAUGGAUAAGGGUAGGGCGAAGUAACAAAAAUGUCACCCCAUUGUGUACACACUCAACAGCAAGCACUAUGCAAUGGAAAAAGAGUACAGUAAAUACAAAACGAAAAACCAAUCUUCGAAACAUGAAAA